UUCUAAGCUAGGUCUGACAUAAUAGCGCAACAUUUUAAGCAACUUGAAAAAUAUGUUAUUUGUUUGGCAAUUUUCUUAGUAAUUUGAGCUCUUUUUUCACUUUCCAUUCUUCUGUUAGUCGGGGUCAGGCUAGUAGUCUUAACAAAAGAAGUACAAGAGGAGAGUUUAGGCUUGUGGCCUGGUGAGGUUGAGAAAAGCAAAUAGAGAUACGAGGUGUAAAUUAAAAAUGAGUAACUGGAAUGGACCCAUAGAUUGGCCCACAACCGAGCCCAUUUCCAGUUUUGUGUAACCAAAAACGACAAGACUUGUGUCUCUCCAUCCCAAACUAACGGGUCGAAUUUGCAAUUAUUUUUUCUCCGUAAUGUAAUUACGUUAGACAUACAAUCCUGUAAUCAUUCAUGAUUUUUCACAUUUGAUAGCGAAUUAGAGAAAUUUCGCCUUCAAUUUUUUCACAAAACCCCAUUUGGGAUCUCGGAGAAUGUCGGACGAAGACGAGACGCAGCUCACGGACCAGCAGAAAAUCCAGAUCGCCAAGUGGUUUCUCCUCAAUUCUCCCGCCGGCGAAAUCCAGUAUGUCGCCAAAGAUGUUCGGGCGCUUGUGAAGAACGAGAGAGUGUACAGAGCGGCGACGGCUGAGGCUUUUCCACUUUACAACAAAUCUCACAUGCUUUGCCUGGAAUUUCCCGAUAGAAGCGGUGAGGUUAUCAUUACAUCAUUUAGUGAGAUUGAUAAGAAUGAAUAUCUUGAUCCUAGGACUGCCCAGGUUGCAAUCAUUGACCAUGUGAAACAGGUAUGUGAGGAUGCUAGACCAGCAAAUGAUGAAGAGCUUCCGUCCUCAUUUAUUGAGGAAUAUCGGUGUUCCUUGGAUGCAGAGAUUGUUAAAUAUGUCAGUGAAGUAUAUCCAAAAGGAGUUGGAUCGGUUUAUUGUGUUAAUGGAAAAGAUGUUGAAGAACCAGGUUCUGAUUUUGAGCUUGUUGUGGUCAUUUCUGCUGCUAGACACAGCCCUCAGAACUUCUGCAAUGGGAGUUGGCGGUCGAUAUGGAAUAUAGAAUUCAAGGGUGAGCUUCAAAUCGUGGAAGUUAGAGGUAAACUUCAGGUUGGGGCACACUACUUUGAAGAGGGCAAUGUCCAGUUAGAUGCAAAGCAUGAAUGCAAAGAUUCUACAAUAUUUCAGUCACCCGAUGAUUGUGCAAUUUCCUUGACGACCAUUAUUCGCCAUCAUGAGACAGAAUAUUUAAAUGCUCUUCAGAUGUCCUAUUUGAGUUUACCAGACACUACUUUCAAGGACUUACGCAGGAAGCUUCCCGUUACACGUACGUUAUUCCCAUGGCACAAUACGCUGCAGUUUAGCCUGACCCGAGAUAUCCAGAAGAACUUGGGACUUGAAAGCAGUAAAUGAUUCGAUCUUCCUGGAUAAAUGUUUUUUGCUGUAAUGUUUCUGGUACUACGUUUGCUGUAGUACUAGGAUGUACAACUUGUUUAUGCCGUGAGAAGUUGGGAUUGUCCGCUGUUUGAUAUACUGAAAACACAGAUGCUUGUGUUAGACAGUACAUAUUACCUUUUCAUUUUCUUCAUCAUUUAUUAUUUUUAUAUCGGCUGUUCCGUUCGUUGCUUCGUAGAAGAAUGCGGAAUUAAGGGGGUUGAUAAAUGCAACGAAUUUAUCAAAAGAAUUCAGUUGUAUGACAAGGCAGAUGACACUAAUUCUCUACUCAACUUAAAUAUUCAUCAUAUAAUACUCAUGUCAUAACAAUUUGUACACAAAAGUGAAUGAUUUUAUC
Molecule: messenger RNA, 1778 nt
Organism: Striga asiatica
Lineage: Eukaryota; Viridiplantae; Streptophyta; Magnoliopsida; Lamiales; Orobanchaceae
Source: the annotation of a GenBank genome assembly